Arachis ipaensis is the source of this 774-nucleotide messenger RNA. Lineage: Eukaryota; Viridiplantae; Streptophyta; Magnoliopsida; Fabales; Fabaceae. The record is from RefSeq and is a predicted model, not a curated record.
AUGGUCACUGCAACAAUUAAGGAGAUGACGUCGGAUUUUGUCAAGUUAGAAAGAUUUGAUGGUAAAAAUUUCAUACGAUGGCAAAAGAAGAUGCACUUCCUCCUCACAACACUAAAAGUGGCAUAUGUUCUUACCAUACCAAGGCCACCAGAAGUUAAAGGGGAGGCCAUUGCAGAAACACGAGCCAGGCAAAAAUGGGACAACGAUGACUAUAUAUGCACCAGGCACAUACUCAAUGGCAUAGCUGAUGCACUGUUUGAUGUCUACCAAAAUGUUGGGAGCGCAAAAGAACUAUGGGACAAAUUAGAGGUAAAAUAUAUGGCCGAGAACACAACAAGUAAGAAAUUUCUUGUCACUCGCUUUAAUAAUUAUAAGAUGGUUGAUGAUAGAUCUGUUAUGGAACAACUACAUGAAAUUGAGCAUAUUUUAAAUAAUUUUAAGCAACAUAACAUGCACAUAGAUGAUACCAUUAUUGUAUCUUCAAUUAUUGACAAACUCCCUCCAUCAUGGAAAGAAUUCAAAAGAACUAUGAAAUAUAGAAAGGAUGAUGUUUCUCUUGAGCAAUUAAGUAAUCACCUUCGUUUUGAAGAAGAGUAUCGUAAACAAGAUGAUACUAAAGAGCAAAGUGCUCAUGCUAAUCUUCACGUAAUGGAAGAUGGAAAAUCCAACAAGCCUAACAAAAAGAGAUACCGAGAUUUUAAUAAAUCUCAAGGUAAUAAUGGUGAUUUCAGAAAGAAUAAAAAGAAAAAAAUUGUUUUCAUUGUGGAAAACUAG